UUUGAAAUCAGUUGGCCAUGUUCCGUUAGUCUGUUAGUCAGUUUGUAGUACAACAACCAACUAGAUGAGGCUAAGGCAUAUAACUAAGCUCUGAAUUGUUGUAACAAUUAUGGAUUUAUGUCUUAAGGGCUCGCAGAUUAACCUAGCCACACGACAAAAAACGAAACCCAAAUACAAUAGUCGUUCCCUGACGACUUUACACAACUCGGUGCCACAUUUUCGUCCACGUUCGGCCAACUAUCUGCAACAGCGUAGUCGUUCCUCGCCCUUUUUGGGUCGUCCACAGUCGGCAGAUCCGAAAUUUGGUAGAAAGUUUAGUGCCUAUUUCAGUGAAAAGGACAAACAGCGGCAAGUGUCCUCGACGGAUUUGUUAAAGUCACUGUUGGAGGAGCCCAUAAAACGAAGUUGGUUGUGUCGCAGUUCGGGAACAUCUUCGGAAUCGGAUUACUCACAGAAAUCACCGCACAAUAGUGAGGGGGAACAGCAACUAGAACGUUAUUUGAUCAAUAUGCCCGUUGGUGUUAAUCAGGAUAAGAAUAAAUCGUAUGCUCAUGCCAAUUGGGAGAUCCAGGGACAAAUAUUGCAGAAGACUGCCAAACCAGAUCUUCCGGGACGUGUGUCCUUUAGUAAACCCAAUACCCAGACUAUGCACAAUGACUUAGAUUCGAGUGAUUGUGAUAAUGAUAAGCAGGAGCAGGAACAACGUUCCAGUAUCUCUGCUCCUGGACCACUAACAUUGCCCACAUUUCUUCAUAAAAUGGAGACUACAGCAGUAACAAACUCAAACCCUUUGGCCAUGAUGACCCCAACAACUUCGACGACGACAAUGUCCACAGAAGUUCAAUCCAAGAAAUCCGUGCACUUUGGCUCAGCAUCUAGAGAAACUGGUGAAGUCUUAGCGGAGACCUACGAAUAUCCCAAAUGUCCUUCCGAAAAUUGUACCUGCAGUAGUACAAGAUCCUCUUCCACUGCCAGUACAAAUGAAGCCAUGCCCAAAUGUGCCUGCGAUGCGCCAAGUUGUCGUUUCGUUGACAAAGUGGAAAAGGCUCCGACACCCGAAUUGAAUGUGAUUAGGGAAUACAAACAGGUGGUUGCUCCAGAGCCUCUCAAUAAUAACAUUGAAUUGGCCAACUAUUUGGAUAAAUAUGCUCCUUCUCAAGCCGCUAAUAAGGAGAAGCAAAAUAAUCUUUCCGAGAACAAGAAUCUCAGUGGUGUUAGUAGUGGGAGUAGUAAUGGUGGUGCUCCAAGUGGAUCAACCUAUUAUAAAACACCAUCAACAACUCGCAAUUUUGGUUCGGAGAACAAUAAUUUUCUGCCCGCCGUUCAAGAGGAUCGCCAUCGUCAAUAUGGUAAUAGUAGUUCCUCCGAUUCUGUCAUCAAUAACUAUCUAAAAGUUGCCUCAGCUCCGCCAUUUGUGGGUAAAAAGAAAGAGAAUGUUAAGCCAGUAAGCGCGGAAGUGUCAGCGAAUCGAAAUGGAAACAUUAAACCCUUUAGAAAUAGUCUUUCCCAUACUAAUACGAGUCCUGGCAAACUAAAGAAAGCCAUUAGUGUGGGUAGUUUGAGGGAGGAACGUAAGUUAAGUGAAUAUAAUCUCGAUAAAGUGGACAGCUGGAUGAGUAUGCAAGAGCAAAAACAGGCUCUGGCACAAUUUGCCGAGCUGCACAAACAGGGAUUGGAUGAGGCUAAUCAGGAUCCUGAUAAUGAUAGUGCUUCCAAUGAGGAGGACUCCAGAGAUUCCACCUACGAUGAAAUUGUCUCGGUCAUCAAGGAAAUAGAAGAGGAUAAGAAGAGAGAUAAUCUUGCGGAGCUGCUACCCAGUGAGCUUCAUUUAAAAUUGGAUUCCCGUUGCGAAACAGCUGAGACAACGAGUCUAAAUGAGGGUCCAAAUCCUACAGAAAGUGGCGACAAAUACAAAGACAUCUUGGCGUAUUUAAACAAUGUGGAAAGCAGCUGCGAUAAGACCCUAAUGGAGACACGUCGCUCUCUACCCGAUAGCAAUCGUUCAGAGGUGGAAUUUCUAGUGGAACCCGAUAUAACCGAUGAAGUGCCCAAGCUAUCGGAGCUGCUAAUGAUGCCCAAUCAUCAGUUGGCCCGGCGUGUCAUAGCUUUGAGUCUACGAGCCAAUGAACUUGCCAAUGCUAUUCACUUGUCCAAAGAGCACGUUGUUCAGUUGCGCACCGAGAAGCAGAAAUCACUGCGAGUUGAGAAAUCAACUAAUGCCAGCAAAAUGCGCGAUCAGAAGAAACACUAUGAAGAGGUAGUGCAACGACAUCAAGGUUUCAUAGAGCAACUGCUCAAGGAUAAGGGUUCUCUAUGCGAGAAAGUUGCGGCCCUUACCCGUCGCUUGGAGAGUCAGAAUCAGGCCUGGGAACAUCGCUUGGAUACAGAACUAACCCGAUCCAAAGAAACCACACUGGCGGCUGAAAAAAUACGUCGUGAACGAUGGGUGCGAGAAAAUACCAAGAAAAUUAAGGAGCUCACUGUCAAGGGUCUAGAGGCGGAAAUCAAUAGAAUGACUUGUGAGCAUCAACGGGAGAUUACGGAGCUGAAGCGUACCCAUCAAGUACAAUUGUUAGAUGCCCUUGAAGAGGCACGGCUCAAGCAUGAACAAAUUGAGAAUGGCAUCCGUGAGACUUGUGCCCAAGAUCGAGAGUCCAUUAUUGAAAAGGAACGCACUGCCAUACGAGAACGUUUUGAACGUCAACUAGAGGAAGAACAAAAAUCGCAAACCGAACAACGUCAGAAAUUGACCGAAGAUUUUGCUGCAGAACGUGAACGUCUGCAAAAGGAGCUGCGUCAAAAGGAAAGCGACUACCAAGCCAAACGACAGGAAACUCAAAGGGAAUUGGACAACGAACUGGAACAAGCCAAGUUCGAACUGCAAGAAAAGAUAGCGAAGCAGGAGGAGAAAUAUCAGAAUCGUAUCAACACAAUUGAACAGCAAUAUCUUGCCGACUUUGAGCUUUGGAAAACGGAAUACGAGAACAAAAGUAAAUUGGCCCAGGCGGAAAAGGAAAAUAACAUUCGUCUCCAUUAUAGAGCCGAACGGGAUCGUCAGCUGGAUGAGCUAGUGGUACGCAUGGAGGCAGAUGCUCUGCAAACUACUGAAGAGCAUGAUCAGAAAAUCAACCGCUUAAAAGAGAAAUACGAAAAGGAUCUUAAUCUGGCUGAGAGUGUGGAGAAAUCUUUAAGGGAGAAAUAUGCAGAGACUCGUGAAAAAUUAGCCGAAGCCGAUGCUCAAGUUCGUAAUUCUCAAGCCGAGAUCAAACAAUUGCACUUGGAAUUGAGUCACAGCAAGAAAAUGUGCGGAGAUAUCAUCAAUGAGCGGGAUAAAUUACGAGAUAAUCUCCAUGCGGAUGUGCAGAGUGAAGUGAAUGUUCUUAAUGAACGGCAUAAACAGGAAAUGGAACAAUUGCAGAAGCGGGUUCAUCACACCAUACAGCGACAGGAGGAAACAAUUGAGAUUCUCAAGGGUGACAAUGAUAACCUGAGACAACAGUGCCUCAAAUUGAAUGCGGUCAUACGACAACAACGCAAAGACUAUUGCGUGAAAUAGUUCAAAACGAAAGAAGACAAUUGUGUGAAUUAGUUAGAAACGAAUAUGAAAAUAUACACAAUUUUAUAUAUAUAGGA
This is a messenger RNA of Drosophila willistoni, 3633 nucleotides long. It is a transcript of the gene dila, whose product is annotated as centrosomal protein of 131 kDa. The coding region runs from base 110 to 3556 and encodes 1148 amino acids. Gene Ontology annotation, cellular component: centriolar satellite. The record is from RefSeq and is a predicted model, not a curated record. Gene Ontology annotation, biological process: regulation of centrosome duplication; cilium assembly; intraciliary transport involved in cilium assembly. NCBI's taxonomy places the organism in Eukaryota, Metazoa, Arthropoda, Insecta, Diptera, Drosophilidae. The transcript has 9 exons.